Molecule: messenger RNA, 294 nt
Organism: Paramecium octaurelia
Lineage: Eukaryota; Ciliophora; Oligohymenophorea; Peniculida; Parameciidae
Source: the annotation of a GenBank genome assembly
AUGAGUUUAUCCGAAGAAGAUUCUUUCAAAGAUUUGCUCCUAAAAUAAUAAGAAAUAAUUGAUUAGCAAGACCUUUAGAUUCGAUUAAAAAACCAAGAAAUAAUCACUCUUUAUUAAUAAAUAUAGGAUUGUCAGAACAGAUUAGUUGAGACUUAGGAAAUGGUCUUGUAAAUAGCUACUCAGGUGGAUGACAUCAAAGAAUCAAACAUAGAAAAAUAGGAAAAGUAUAGAAAGGAAUUUCUAUCAUUUCCAAAAAGGCAAAAAGGAAAUAAAAAGUUCAUUAGCAUCGUUUGA